This is a messenger RNA of Fopius arisanus, 1528 nucleotides long. RefSeq names its product protein tramtrack, beta isoform. Gene Ontology annotation, biological process: regulation of transcription by RNA polymerase II. Lineage: Eukaryota; Metazoa; Arthropoda; Insecta; Hymenoptera; Braconidae. The record is from RefSeq and is a predicted model, not a curated record. Gene Ontology annotation, molecular function: protein binding. Gene Ontology annotation, cellular component: nucleus.
UAAUUAUUAAUAGUAAUUAGGGCUUUGAAUACCAAAGAAAUAGGAGUAACACCGGAUAAGUUGGAGUGAUUGUUUAUCGGAACAUUGAAGAAUUUGCUGAGCAAGUGGAAGAUGGGGGAGAAGACUUUUAAUUUAACGUGGAAUAAUCACCUGGCGAAUCUCUCGGGAUUAUUUGAGGGACUUUAUAAGAGUGGAUCUCUGACUGAUACGACACUGGCUUGUCAGGGGGGUAUGCUACGUGCACACAGACUCGUUCUGGCAGCCUGCAGUCCUUAUUUUGAGAGGGUUUUUAAGGAACAUUAUGGGGAACAGCCGAUCCUCAUUCUCAAAGGUGUUCCAAUCGAGGAAAUGGAGUGUCUCCUAGAUUUUAUGUAUCGGGGCUCUAUAAAUGUAGCUGAAGAGCACUUGCCAUCCCUGAUAAAAACAGCAACGGACCUAGAAAUUCGGGGACUCUCUGGGGACCAACGCAGCGUUGACAGCAAUAGCUACUCCAGGGUUGAAUCCAGGGGUCAGGGCUGUCAGGUGGAGACUAGAUUGCAUCAGAUGGAGUUCAGGAAAGCCCAUGCUAUUCCAUUCCUGUCGAAAUCCGGUAGUUCCCUAGUUAGUGAUGUCAAGCUGGAGGAGAUUGAGGUUGAAGAUGACCCCAUGAUCAUGGAGGGACACGAGGACAGCCUCGAGGAACCCCUGCCCCUGGCAAAAGAACAAAUCAGGCACAUACCUCCACCCAUGUUUAAACGUCACACUCGAUUCGAGGGGCAAAAACGUGGAGUUAGUCGGGUAAUGAAAGACAACGAAAGUGCAGAGAGGAGACAGGAGAGUGAAACUUAUGACAACGAAUCUGACAUUAUGAAGUCUGGAACGUUCAAUAGCAGUCAGGAUCCGACAGUGCCAGCUAUACAGAUGAAUGAAGACUCGAUGGAUCCAGGCAGAUCGAAUGGAGACUCACCGUUGGACAUAAAUAUGGAGGAAAUAACAAAAGGGCCUGACAUCAAAGAGGAAUCGGUGAUAAGUAAAACCGUAAGCAAUUCCGGUAGCACUCCGAAAGAUCGUAAAGCACAGGCGAAGAAUAAAGCACAGUACAAACCAUUUCCCUGUGAUCUCUGUACCCUGGCAUUUACCCGAGCUUCACACCUGGCACGACACCGAAGAGUUCACACCGGAGAGCGGCCCUUUGCCUGCAGUCUAUGUCCACGUAUGUUUGCACGUCAGGACAAACUGAAACAGCACUUGGACUCACAUCUCCAGUGGCCAAAGAGGAAAGCCCUAGGUAUUAGUGCAGCACAUCAGCAACAGCACCAGCACGCAGCAUCGAGUUUAAUUUGCAAAGGAAAACGUGGAAGGCCAAGAAAGGUGAACACGAGAACAUCUAUAAUUCGCGAAGAGCCGGCAGGACGUGACGACUGAAAAACCCCCCUGGGACGUCGGAUCGUGACUGCGACCGGUUUCGGUAGGACAUUCCGCGAUGGAAGAGAUCCUAAAAUUCGGAGAAUUCAGCUCGCUGCUGAAUAAAUCAUCAUAUUCAACGGGU